Messenger RNA from Eimeria maxima, 1730 nucleotides. RefSeq lists its product as hypothetical. The record is from RefSeq and is a predicted model, not a curated record. The annotation marks the transcript as partial. NCBI's taxonomy places the organism in Eukaryota, Apicomplexa, Conoidasida, Eucoccidiorida, Eimeriidae. The transcript is spliced from 2 exons.
AUGAUACACUCAGGUCCUCUUCCUGAGUCUUCUACUGAUGCCGAUGAUGCAGUUGUUGGUACAUGGAGUGGUGUAGAGUCCGAGACCACCUCUAUCAACAGCACCAACGAGCAGCAGCAACAACAACAACAACAACGGCCGCAACAGCAGCAGCAACAACAGCAGCAGCGUCGGCGGCAGCAGCAGCAGCAGCAACAGCUUGAACAAGAGGAAGAGGGUUUUUUUGAUGAUAAUCAGCAUCAUCAUCAGGAGCAGCAACAGGAAGGUUAUGCUGUAGCAGACGAAAUGCAGAUGUAUGCAAGAGGUGCAAGAAGACGCCGUCUUCGUCGUAAACAUGCACUUUCUUCUGCAUUACCUCUUCUUGUUACUGCCUUAUUAGCAUUAGGUGUAUUAGAAUGGCGUAUGGGUCUUAUUAAGACUGCUGCUGCUUCUGUUCAGGCUAGUGCAGCAUCAGCAGAACAACAAAAACAGCAACAAGCAGCAGCAGAUGCAGCAGCAGUUGCAGCAGCAGCUGCAGCUGCUGCAGCAGCAGAUGCAGAUGCAGCAGCAAAACCACCACAACCACCAGUUAGACAGGUAGCUCGUGUAUCUCCAAUAAUAUCCCAACAGCAACCAACAGCAGAAGCAGCAGCAGCAGCAAUAUCAUCAGCAGCAGCUGCAGCAGCAGCAGCUGCAUCAGCAGCAGCAGCAGCAAAAGGUACAAUAACAACAACAGCAACAUUAUGUCCAUCUCUUCUUUCCUCGUCUAAACAUGAUCCUCCUCCUCCUCUACAACUACAACCAGGAGCAGCACCAAUAUCUGCAUCAAUAGCAGCAGCAGCAGGAAGUGAAGAAGAAGCAGCAGCAGCAGCAGCAGCAGCAGCAGGACAAGAAGAUGAUGAAGAUGGGGAAUUUAGCCUAUUACCUGCUGUUGGGUCCGAGGAAGAAAGACUUUCUUCGUUAACAAUAGAAGGAAGAAAGUAUAUAGAGGAAGCAUUAAGGGAAUUAGAACUAAUUCGUGCUGCAGAUCAACGUUAUCCUGCUGCAUCUGCUGCUGCUGCUGCUGCUAUACAACAAUUAGCUGUACAAUUAUCUAAUGGAGAGACACAAGAAAUAGUUGGACAAAAAAUACAAUUAAUUGAAUUAAGAUCUAUAAAUAAAUAUACACAAGAAAAAGAUAAAAAAAGAAAUUUCUUUGUUAUGCGCUUCUUAGGUCAAUGGGGGUAUUCACUCUUAUUAGAGAUAAAGGACGAGAGAACAGAUCAGCUCCUUAUCCUUAAGAUUCCCUUCUAUACAGAGGGCAGCAGCAGCAGCAGCAGCAGCAGCAGCAGCAGCAGUAAUAAUAAUAGUGGUAAUAGGGGUGAGGAGGAUGAGGGAAAAGGGUUAGGAGGAGGGGAGGAAGAAGAGGAAGGAGAGGAAGAGGAGAAGGAGAGGCUUGCUGCUGCAGCAGCAGAAAUAUGUGCACUAGAGGAAAGAGGUAUAGAUAUAGUUUUAGGGGAUUUACCUGCAGCAGCAGCAGCAGACCUAAAAGGUUAUAUAAUACCAUUAGCAGAGGGAAGAAUAGAGGAGCCUGAAUUAUUAAUACAUAUAAAUAAUAAAUUAGAUCAAGAAGAACAACAGCAACAACAAGAAAAAGAAAAAGAAGAAGAAGAAGGAGGAGGAGGAGGAGGAGGAGGAGGAGGAGGAGGAGGAUUAGAGGAAGAAGAAAAAAAAGAAGAAAAAAUAAAUUGUUCGCUAAAGACUGAUCUAUG